Messenger RNA from Chanos chanos (milkfish), 1185 nucleotides. Its product is annotated as interferon-inducible GTPase 5-like. Gene Ontology annotation, cellular component: membrane. The record is from RefSeq and is a predicted model, not a curated record. Lineage: Eukaryota; Metazoa; Chordata; Actinopteri; Gonorynchiformes; Chanidae. Gene Ontology annotation, molecular function: GTP binding. The transcript is spliced from 2 exons. Bases 1 to 1185 code for a protein of 394 amino acids.
AUGGCUGGAACUCAACGUCCAGAAUUUGAAGAAGAAACAAUACCCUUUGAGGAUAUAGCAUCUGUAUUUGACAAGUUUCAAAAUGACUCUGAAAACUUAGACAAUGUGGAGCUGAACAUUGCUGUCACAGGAGAGACAGGCUCUGGUAAAUCCACCUUUGUCAAUGCAUUUAGAGGCUUAAAGAAUAAGGAUGUAGGUGCAGCCCCCACAGGAGUUACUGAGACCACCAUGAAGCCAACACCUUAUCCACAUCCCAAAUACCAGAAAGUGACAUUAUGGGAUCUUCCUGGGAUUGGGUCACAAAACUGCACAGCUGAUACAUACCUUCAACGAGUUCACUUUGAGCGCUAUGAUUUCUUUAUCAUUGUCACCUCAGAGCGCUUUAAGGAGUGUCAUGUUAAGCUGGCCAAAGAGAUAAACAAAGUGAAUAAAAAAUUUUACUUCAUUCGUACAAAAAUUGAUCAAGACAUUAGGAAUGCGACUGAAGAUGGUAUCUUUGAUAGCAACAAGACAUUGGAAGAUAUCCGCAGUAACUGCAGGCAAGAGCUAAAGAAAGCUGGUCUGGACUCUGCUCAGGUCUUCUUGAUCUCAUCCUGUGCACUGGACUCUUAUGAUUUCAGUCUUCUCCACCAGAUCAUUGAGAUGGACCUUCUUCAGCUUAAAAAAGACAGGCUUUGGCUGGUCCUGAGUAAUAUAUCCCUGGAGAUUCAUGAGAAAAAGAAAGAGGCAUUACAGGCCAGCAUAUGGAAAAUGUCUCUACUCUCAGCUGGAGCGACUGUUGUGCCCAUUGCAGGCAUCUCUGUUUAUGCAGAUAUGACAAUCAUAAUAAAAGAGCUCAGAAAAUAUUACAAGGCACUCGGUCUUGAUGAACAAUCUCUGGAGACGCUUGCAAAAAAAUCGGGGACAUCCUUGGAAGGGCUUAAGUCAAACGUGAAAUCAGCUCUUUUAGACAAGAUUGACUCAGGUGAACUCAUCAAACUGCUGUCUCGUGUGGCUGCUUUUGUGAUUGAAUCGGUUGCUAAGCAUUAUCUCAGUUUGAUCCCAGGUUUGGGAUCUUUGGCAGCUGGUGCGUUAUCCUUUGCUACAAUUUACUGCUUGCUCCGCCACUGUCUGAACGACCUGACUGAGGACGCAAAAAAUGUGCUCCUGACUGCUCUUGAGCAACCAUUUGAAAAGACCAAAUAA